Molecule: messenger RNA, 2604 nt
Organism: Fraxinus pennsylvanica
Lineage: Eukaryota; Viridiplantae; Streptophyta; Magnoliopsida; Lamiales; Oleaceae
Source: the annotation of a GenBank genome assembly
AUGACGAAAGUGGCGGUAGUCGGUGCCGGAAUAAGUGGACUGGUUUCAGCAUAUGUAUUGUCUAAAGCUGGUAUACAGGUGGUGCUGUUUGAGAAGGAAGAUUAUUUGGGAGGCCACGCCAAGACUGUUAAUGUUGAUGGCACCAAUCUUGAUCUUGGAUUCAUGGUCUUCAAUCGAGUAACAUAUCCAAAUAUGAUGGAAUUCUUUGAGAGUCUUGGAGUUGAUAUGGAGCUCUCUGAUAUGUCAUUCGCCGUGAGCUUAGACAAAGGUCGAGGAUGCGAAUGGGGCAGCCGGAAUGGUUUAUCCGGAUUGUUUGUACAAAAGAAGAACAUGUUGAAUUUAUACUUUUGGCAAAUGAUUAGAGAAAUCAUCAAGUUCAAGGAUGAUACCAUAAGUUACCUUGAAGAUCUUGACCGGAAUCCAGAUAUUGAUCGGAAUGAAACCCUGGGGCAGUUUAUCCGGUCACGAGGUUACUCCGAGUUAUUUCAGAAGGCUUAUCUUGUUCCCAUUUGUGCUUCAAUCUGGUCAUGCUCUUCAGAAGGAGUAUUGAGCUUUUCUGCUUAUUCCAUACUUUCGUUCUGUCGCAAUCACUACCUACUUCAGCUCUUUGGUCGCCCUCAAUGGCUUACCGUAAGAUGGCGUUCACAAAAUUAUGUCAAUACGGUUAGGAAAGAGCUGGAAAGUAGAGGCUGUCAAAUAAGAACUAAUUGUGAAGUAUGUUCUGUUUCAACAAAUGAUGAGGGAUGUGUUAUAAGUUGUACGGAUGGUUCGCAAGAAAGAUGUGAUGAAUGUAUAAUGGCUGCACAUGCUCCAGAUGCUCUGAAGCUGUUAGGCAAACAUGCAACACAUGAUGAAUUAAGAAUCCUCGGUGCAUUUCAAUAUGCUUAUAGUGAUAUUUUUCUUCAUCGUGACAAAAAUUUAAUGCCCCAAAACCCAGCAGCAUGGAGCGCAUGGAAUUUUCUUGGAACCAUUGAUAACAAAGUUUGUGUGACUUAUUGGCUCAAUAUCCUCCAGAACAUUAGUGAGACGGGACUGCCUUUUUUGGUUACUCUAAAUCCACCUCACACACCUGAACAUACCUUGCUUAAAUGGUCAACUGGCCACCCAAUCCCAUCAGUUGCUGCAUCAAAAGCUUCACAUGAGUUGAAUCUCAUCCAAGGGAAAAGGAGAAUAUGGUUCAGUGGAGCAUAUCAAGGAUAUGGCUUCCACGAGGAUGGACUAAAGGCAGGUAUUCUAGCAGCACAUUGCAUACUUAGGAAAAAUUGUACUAUUCAGAACAACCCAAAGCACAUGGUACCCUCCUGGCUAGAAACAGGGGCACGUCUUCUCGUUACUAGGUUUCUCCAGAGUUUUAUUUCUACUGGCUGCUUAAUUUUGCUUGAAGAAGGGGGUACGAUUUUCACCUUUGAAGGAACCAGAAAGAGUUUUUUGAAAGUCUCUCUGAGAAUUCAUAAUCCCCAGUUUUACUGGAAGAUUGCAACUGAAGCUGAUUUAGGCCUUGCUGAUGCCUAUAUUAAUGGGGAAUUUUCUUUCGUUGAUAAAAAUGAAGGUCUUAUCAAUCUUUUUAGGAUAUUUAUUGCCAACAGAGAUUUAAAUACUUCUGCCUCAAUGUCAAACAACAAAAGGGGAUGGUGGACACCAUUGCUCUUCACUGCUGGAAUAGCAUCUGCAAAAUACUUCUUUCACCAUGUUUCGAGACAAAACACCGUAACACAGGCUCGCCGGAACAUCUCCCGUCAUUAUGAUCUAAGUAAUGAACUCUUUUCUCUGUUUCUGGAUGAAACAAUGACAUACUCUUGUGCCAUAUUUAAGACUCAAAAUGAAGACUUGAAAGUCGCGCAGACGAGGAAAAUUUCUCUUUUGAUUGAAAAGGCGAGAGUUAGUAAGAACCAUCAUAUUCUAGAGAUUGGAUGUGGCUGGGGAAGUUUAGCAAUUGAAGUUGUCAAACGAACUGGAUGCAGAUAUACCGGGAUCACCCUGUCAGAGCAGCAACUUAAAUAUGCUGAACUAAAAGUGAAGGAAGCUGGCCUGCAGGACUGCAUAAGUUUCCAUCUAUGUGACUAUCGCCAAUUGCCUAACAUGGACAAGUAUGACAGAAUUAUAUCAUGUGAGAUGUUAGAAGCUGUAGGCCAUGAAUUUAUGGAGGACUUUUUUCGUUGCUGUGAAUCAGUAUUAGCAGAAGACGGUCUUCUCGUUCUACAGUUCAUAUCAAUACCGGAUGAGAGAUAUGAUGAGUACAGACGGAGCUCAGACUUUAUCAAGGAAUAUAUAUUUCCGGGUGGAUGCUUACCUUCGCUUAGUCGCGUAACAUCCGCCAUGGCUGCUGCAUCCAGACUUUGUGUCCAGCACCUCGAAGACAUUGGAAUUCAUUAUUAUCAAACACUCAGAUGUUGGAGGGAAAACUUUCUCAAGAAGCAAAGCCAAAUCCUUUCUUUAGGAUUCAAUGAGAAGUUCGUUCGAACAUGGGAAUAUUAUUUUGAUUACUCUGCUGCUGGAUUUAAAUCUUGCACGCUAGGAAAUUAUCAGAUUGUCUUCUCACGACCUGGCAAUAUUGCUGCAUUUGGUGAUCCAUACAACGGAGCAUCAGAAAGUUGCAAUUCUUAG